AUGCCGGCGUGCCGCAAGCUCUUUGCUAUACCAUCUUGUUCUCCGCUGUGGACUUCACUGUCCUCCCUCUCCCAUACCUCCUGCUUCCCCGUGCCUUCUUCCACCCAAACACGUCUCCUUAGCUGCCCUCCCCCGUUGCUGCCGUUACCAUCGUGCCCCGCCAGUCCUUCAUCUCUCUGCUGUCAUCCCCUGAGUAAGGCGCACGCCUUGCAUUGGGCUCGCCCCAUCAGCCAUGGUCCGGAUGACUGCAGUGGCCAUGGGGCUGCCAGGGCUGCUGAAGCGGCGCCUGCUUCCACUGCUGCCGACUGCCUCCCUUCCCGCGCGCCCUUUCACCCUCUGGCGGCAGCGGAGCUCGUCUCAUCUUUCUGUCUGCUGAGUAUUUCCCGUGUCCCACUGCUGCCUUCUGCUUCUCUUCCUGUGCGCCCCUUCGCCCGCAGCCACAAUCACUUGCCCGUCUGUCUGCUGAAAGCGCGGCCCGUCUGUCUACAGCUGAGGAAUCUGCCGUCUGUCGUCACGCGGCUUCUGCAGGUGCCUUUUUCGUCCACCCUCGAGGCUUUCGGACAAAGCGAGGCAGGCCUCGGGAUUGUUGCCGUCAUGCUUAGCGCCCAGACCCCCGAACAAGUUGGCGGAGCGGAAUUCGACCCGACGGAUCCUUUCGCGAUUUUUGCGGCGGCACUGAGGGUGAAGAAUAGGGAGGCGGAACUUCCCGCCGACACCGACUCCGCGGGCGCUGUCUCCGCGCGGCCCGCCACCACUUUGGCCCCGCUGCCCCAACACCCGCCGGUGCGGUUCAACCAGGACUCCACGUUCUUCGCGUACGCAACGCACGGCGGCUUUCGCGUGUUCCGGUGCGACCAGCUGAAGGAGAUUCUGCGGCGCGAGUUUGAGGGGCGCGGCGUGGGCAUGGUGGAGAUGCUGUUCUCCUCCAGCUUACUCGCGCUCGUGGGCGGCGGUCCCAACCCGUGCUACCCGCCGAACAAGGUGCGGGGAGGAGAAGAGAGAGGUGUGAGGAGAUCUGGGAGCCCGAUAGCGGAAAAGAAGGUGAUAAUUUGGGACGACAAGGAGAGGCGGUGCAUUGGCGAGCUAGCCUUUUGCAGCGAAGUGAGGGGCGUGCGGCUGAGGAGGGACCACAUCGUCGUUGUGCUCGAGCACAAGAUCCUCGUGUACACCUUCCCUGGCCUGAAGCUAGUGCACCAGAUGGAGACGCCGUGGAACCCCACGGGGCUGUGCGCGGUGUCGCAGUCGCCCGACAACUUCGUCCUGGCGUGCCCAGCCAAGCGGCCGGAGGAUGCUCGUUGGGAUGGUGGAAUGAUCUGCGUGGAGCUGUUUGAAGAGCGCCGCGGGUACGUGCGCGGCGCAAGCUUCUCUCAGCCAGCCUGCAUGGCGCUUUCUCUGGACGGGAAGCUGCUGGCCACCGCCAGCAGCAAGGGCACGAUCAUUCGGGUGAUCAACACGGCGGAUGGGACGAGACUGCACGAGCUGCGCCGAGGAGUGGAGAGAGCAAACAUCUACAGCCUCGCAUUCUCCCCCAAGGCGCCCUUCCUGGUGGCUGCCAGGGUCCUUCCGGAGAAGUACUUCAGAGAGCGCUCGCUGGCCUUCUACCGCACCGGCGUGCACACGCACAUGCUCGCUGCCUUUGGUGCCGACCCAAACACCGUCAUCGUGGUCGGCAGCACUGGCGCGUAUUACAAGCUUCAGUUCGACCCACAAGCAGGCGGUGAAAUGAAACUAUUGAAUCAGGCUAACUUUCUCGCGACUGAAGAUGAGCAUUAA
Molecule: messenger RNA, 1773 nt
Organism: Closterium sp. Naga37s-1
Lineage: Eukaryota; Viridiplantae; Streptophyta; Zygnematophyceae; Desmidiales; Closteriaceae
Source: the annotation of a GenBank genome assembly